Messenger RNA from Alternaria infectoria, 1401 nucleotides. RefSeq lists its product as uncharacterized. NCBI's taxonomy places the organism in Eukaryota, Fungi, Ascomycota, Dothideomycetes, Pleosporales, Pleosporaceae. The transcript has a single exon. The coding region runs from base 1 to 1401 and encodes 466 amino acids. The record is from RefSeq and is a predicted model, not a curated record.
AUGGCACCUUCCAAAGAUUUCGAUCUAGCGAAAGCCAUCCAAUCAGAGCUCACCUGCAUCUUUCCAAGGCCCUUGAAACAACAUGUCACCACUAUCAUGACCAACUGGCAUCUCGAAUUCGCAAAGGACUGCAUUCCACGUCCUUUAUGGCCCCAGGACCUCUUCCCUCAAUGGGGUGCCGACAUCAUUAUGCUUUUAAGCGAGAUCUCAUCAUUACCUGGCGCUACUCUCCCAGACUUCACAAGGAGACUAAAGGAAGUUGUAAAGAUGCGUCAACAGAAGAACAAGUCUGCGGCUGGCAGGUCGAGUCGGGCCAAAGCUGUAGAUCUGAAAGCGGUCUUGAAACAAUAUGAAAGAGACGCCGAUGAGAUGGGAGCUGGGCUAGCCAGCCCGGAGUCAGACGCGAAGGGUAGGAAAGGUGGCCGCACGACCCGGAAUACCCGUAUACAGGUGCCGAAAACACCUGUCAACAACGACGACGACGAGGAAGAGGAGGAAGAAGAAGGUUCAUCUGAACCACUCGCUGGCGGAAAAUACCAGUACCUCUCUGGCGUGCGACCCGUCAAAGUCAACCUAAAUCCUGAUGCAUCCGCCGUGAAGAAACCCACGCGGCCCAAGCCCCCACCAAGAGGCAAGAGACGGAAAGCCAACGAAGACGCAAUGCCAGAUCCUCUGGCAGUCGAACUCCCAACUUUGGUGCACCAGGACCCCGACCCCCGGGUACCGGAUGACACUGGCUUCCUCUCAGAUCUUGAAGGCAAUGAGGCGAGGGAGAAAAGCAGGAAGAGGAAGAAGCGACUAUCGAGACUUGAGCAACAGCGUAUUAGGGAACCGCACUGGCAGCUGGAUAACGAUAAUAUCACUCUUGAUGUUCCGACUCCAACGCAACCGCCCGGUAUCUCUGCUGCAGAAGACGAAGAAGAGGCUGCGACCGUACUUGACGCACACGAUGACGACGAACUGGCUGUGAACAACGCAGAAAACCCGGCACCGGAUAGUGAAACAGACGAACUGAUAGAUGCCACGGAAGAAGCCGAGAUCGAGGCCAUGAACCUACUGGCCUCUCUACCUGAACUUCCAGCGAAUGCGACGGCAACAGAGAAGCGUGAAUUAGAAGAACUGAAGUUAAGCAUGGAGCAGCGGAUAUGGCGAAUCAAGGUCCUGAGGAUAGAAGAGCGGGUCCAGAAUGAGGCGCUGGCGAAGCGCGAAACGGAAGGUGAAGAAGAGCAAAGUGGGGAUAAUGAGGAGAAUGUGGGUAGAGGUGGUAGGGUCCCGAGAAAAGAAGAGAGGGUGCGAAAUCAGGGGCGAGUCAGACGAGAAGCAAAGAGUGGGGACAGUGGUGCUGUGGAGAGCGAUACGAGUAGAGGGGGGAGGGUGUUGAGGACACGGAGGGGGAGGUAG